AUGAAAAAAGCAUUUGUGUUAAUAUUCUCUUGUCUCGUACUUUUUCUGCAUUUUAACAUUGUAAAAACUGAAAGUAACAAAGAUGAAUCUUUUCAUCAUGAUAAAUUGAUAAAUAAAAAUCACAUAAAGUCAAAGAAUGCAGAUUAUUCAAAAAAAAAGACCUUCCUUCAAUUUAAAGCUACAGCAAACGAAGCACCGUGUAUUGGAUAUGAAUGCUUUUGUAUGAAUUACUAUGAUUUAACUUUAAUUUUAGAUGAAUCAGCAAGCAUAAAAUUAGAUAAUUGGGUAAAUAAAGUUGUUCCAUUUACUAGCGAAAUUAUAGAAAAUUUAAGUAUAAGUGAAAAUGAAGUACAUGUAGGAAUUGUGUUAUUUGGUAUUAAAAGUAGAGAUUACGUCAAAUUUAAUGAAAAUAUAAAGUAUAAAAAAGAGGAUCUAUUAAAAAAAGUAGAUAAACUAAAGAGCAAUUAUGGCAAUGUAGGAGGUACAUACAUUAUAAAAGCACUAGAAUAUUCAAUGAAAAAUUACACGAAAAAUAAAAAUAGUAGACCAGAUGCACCCAAAGUAACAAUACUUUUUACUGAUGGCAAUGAUAACGUUGCAAAAGACAAACAACUUUAUGAUACUGGGUUAUCGUAUAGGAAGGAAAAUGUAAAAUUAUUAGUUAUUGGAGUUUCUAAAGCUAUACAUAAUAAAUUAAAAUUAAUUGCAGGUUGUGAAAUAAAUGAUUCAUGUCCAUUUGCUAUGAAGGUUGAAUGGGCGAACUUGAAUGAUAUUACAAAGUUAUUAACCGAUAAAAUAUGCAAUACAGGACCUAUAACCGAUCCAAAACCAGAUCAUAAACCAUGUAAUGGUGAUGAAUGUUUCUGCGAUGAUUAUUAUGAUUUAACUUUAAUUUUAGAUGAAUCAGCAAGUAUAGGUUCUAAGAAAUGGAAAAGUGAUGUCGUUCCAUUUGCAGAAGAAGUUAUAAAUAACUUAAGCAUAAGCAAAGAUAAAAUACAUGCAGGUGUUAUGCGUUUUGCUAUUUAUAUGAAAACUGAUGUCAGUUAUGAUCAAGAAGCAAGAUACAUGAAAAAUGAUUUAAUAAAAAUAAUUAGAGGAUUAAAAGAUAAAUAUGGCAAUGGAGGAGGUACACAUAUUGUAGAAGCUCUAGAAUAUUCACUAACAAAUUUCACGAAACAUCCGAACAAUAGGAUAGAUGCACCUAAAGUAACAAUUCUAUUUACUGAUGGUAGUGAAAAUUCUAGACCCAUUAGUGCAGUACGUGAUAUAGGUUUAUUAUAUAGAAGAGAAAAUAUAAAAUUAUUAGUUCUAGGAGUUCAUUCUGUUGAUAUCAACAAUUUAAAAUUAUUGGCUGGUUGUAAAGAAAAUACUGAUUGUCCAUUUGCUAUGAAAGCAGAAUGGGAUGAACUAAAAAAUAUAUCAAAAAUAUUUACUGAUAAAAUAUGUAAUACAGGACCAGUACAAAAUCCAGAUUUAGAAUUACCAGUAUCUCCACCAAAUUUUACUCCAUGUUCAAAACCACAGGAUUGUUAUUGUAUGGAUUUUUACGAUUUAACAUUAGUUUUAGAUGAAUCAGCUAGUAUAUCUGAUUAUAGAUGGAAAAAAGAAGUUGUUCCAUUUUCAGAAGAACUCAUAAAAAACUUAAAUAUCAGUUUUUCUAAAAUACAUGUAGGAGUUAUGUUAUUUGCUGAAUAUAAUAGAGAAUUUGUUAGAUUUUCUGAUAAAGUGAGCUAUGAAAAAGAAAAUUUACAAAAAAAGAUAAAAGAACUUCAAGGGGAUUAUAUUCGUGGAAAGAAAUCACAUAUUAUUAAUGCUUUAAGCUAUGCGUUAACAUAUUACUCGAAAUAUCCAGGCAGACCUGAGGCACCUAAGGUUACUUUAUUAUUUACCGAUGGUUAUGAUUCUGACCAAUCAGAUGAAGAAUUAUAUAAUGUAGGUUUAUUAUAUAGAAAAAAUAAUGUAAAAUUAUUAGUUAUAGGAGUUUCUAUGGCUAAUGAGAACAAAUUAAAAUUGUUAGUCGCUUGUAAUCAAACAGGACCAUGCCCAUACGUUAUUAAGACCGAAUGGAUAAAUUUAAAAAGUUUACCAAAAGCAAUGAUAGAAAAGAUAUGCGUUACAGGACCAGUAUUACCACCACAUAUUAAUCCACCAACUUUAUGUAAAGGAGAUGAAUGCUUUUGUCACAAUUAUUAUGAUUUAACUUUAAUUUUGGAUGAAUCAGCUAGCAUAGGUCACAUUAACUGGAAAGAACAAGUUGCUCCAUUUACAGAAGAAAUUGUAAAAAAUUUAAAGGUUAGUGAAAAUGAAGUGCACAUAGGAAUUUUUCUAUUUGCUCAAUUCAACAGAGAUUUUGUAAAAUUUUCUGAAGAAGAAAGUUAUAAAAAAAAUAUUUUAACACAGAAAGUCGAAAAUCUAAAAAAUGAUUAUAAGGAAGGAGGAUAUACAUAUAUAGUAGAAGCAUUAGAGUAUGGAUUGCAAAAUUACACAAAAGAUCCAAGCAGUAGAUCAGAUGCGUCUAAAGUGACAAUAUUAUUUACUGACGGCAAUAAUACAAAUCCUAGUGAGGAUAUUUUAAUUAAUAUUAGUUCAAUGUAUAAAAAUGAACAAGUUAAAUUAUUGGUGCUUGGAGUUGGUAAUGCUACUAUAUACAAACUAAGAUUAUUAGGAGGAUGCCACAAAACAAAUGGGGACUGUCCUACUGCUAUAAAAAUAGAUUGGAAUAAUUUAAAAGAUAUAUCAGCAUUAAUGAUCGACAAAGUAUGUAAUACAGAUAAACCAAGUACUAUUCCACAAACGUGUGUAGGUGAUGAAUGCUUAUGUAAAGAUUAUUUUGAUUUAACUUUUAUUGGGGUUCCAUCAAAACAAGGAAAUAAUAAACUAUCAAGCGACAUUAUUCCGUAUGCUGAACAUAUAAUAAACAGUUUUAAUAUUGACGAACAGCAUGUUCAUGUAGCAAUAUCUAUUUAUUUAGGAAGUAAAACAAUUCAGAUAGGUUUUGAUGAUGUUAAUAGCUAUAAUAAAAAAGAAUUAUUGAUGAAAAUACGUAAAAUGGACAAUAUAUAUGCGAUGAGUAAAACAAAUAUCGCGCAUGCUCUAGAAAUGGGAUUAAAACAAUCUUUUGGAAAUGGAAAUAGAGAAAAGGCCCCUAAAGUUACAUUAUUACUAACAAAUAGUGAUAAUGACAUAUCUGAAGAAGGAAUAUUACAACAAGUAUCAAAUAAUUAUAUAGAUAAACAAGUUAAACUAAUAAUAAUAGGAUUAGGAAAAUUACUUAUAGAUAAGUUAAUUAUUGCAGGUGGAUGUAGUUUAAAUUAUAAUAACUGUCCAAAUGUGUUACAGUCAACUGAUUCUUCUUUUUUUAGUGAAGUAGAAGAUUUUUUAAAAGAAAAUAUAUGCAACAAUAAUGUUGAUCCAGUUAUACCUCCAGCUUUUUCAUGUGAUGAUCCAUUAUGUGAAGAAUGUGAUGAUGAUUUAUGUGAUAAUAAUACUUUAUGUAAAAAGGCCUUAGAUAUAGCAAUUGUUUUAGAUCAGUCUCGAAACAUUAGUAAUGAGCAGUGGAAAACAUAUGUAAAACCAUUUGCUAUAAAUACAGUAAAACAAAAUUAUUUGUCGAAGUAUAGGACUCAUAUUACAAUAGUGAAGAUGAGAAAACAUACAAAAGAGAAAUGGUCAUUAAAUAAAAAAAUUAGUUACAAAAAAAAUAAGAUUAUUAAAAAAAUAAACAAAUUGUUAAUGUCACCUUCAAAUUAUAAGAAUAUAGCUGAUACUUUUAAACACUUAAGGACUAAAGUCUUCACAAAAACACCUAAAUAUAAAAAAAAGCUAAUUAUAAUGUUAGUUGAGGGAAAAUCAAAUACUAGUUUGAAUGAUUUAAGAAGAGAAAUUGAAUUAUUAAAAAUAAAUAAAAUAGAUCUUUUUGUAUAUGCAAUAAAUAACAUAGAUGACAAUGAAUACAAAAUACUUGGAAAUUGUGAAAAAAGUACAUUAUGCGAAAAUAUAGUUAAGGUUUCUUGGGAUAGUUUGUUAUCUGAUUCAGAUACACACAUGAAUUACAUCUGUAAUAAUUAUCCUGACGAUGCUGAGUGUAAUGAAUGGGAUGAAUGGAGUAAAUGUCCUGAAACAUGUGAUAAUGCUAUGAGCAAAAGAGAAAGAAAAGGUCCUUACACAUUAAAAGGAGAGGGAUUUAUAGGUGAAAAACAUGGAAAUUCAUGCAUAGAAUUGGGUUCCCUUGAAUAUAGACCAUGUCCCAUAAAAGAAGGAUGUAACGAUAUUUGUGGAGAUUUUGGUGAAUGGAGUCAAUGCAGUGCCACUUGCGGUGAUGGUAUUAGAAUAAGAGAAAGAGAAAAUUCGUUAGACAGUGAAGAAUGUAAAAUUUUUAAUAAAACUGAAAUUGAAUCAUGUAAUAUUCAAGAUUGUGAUAAUAGUGAAAUAUGCGAGGAAAUUGGAGAAUGGGGUGAAUGGUCUUCUUGCUCAAAAACAUGUGGAUAUUCUACUAAAGAACGAAUGUUUAUCAUAUUACCAGAAUAUGUAGACAAGUAUCCAGAUUGUAAAUAUAAAGAACAGGUUGAGAUAGAUGUAUGUUCAGUUCCAAAAUGUGAUGAUGAAAAAUGUUUUGAAUGGGGAAUUUGGGGUGAAUGGUCUGCAUCAUGUGGACAAAGAAAAAGAGUUCAGAGGGCAAAUUUGAAUAUAGAUUUAUCUAAUAUUAAUUAUGAGGAUACAAAAUCAAACGAAUGUAAAGAAUACUAUAGAGAUAAAGUUGAAUAUGAUGAAACAAUUCCUUGUCCUGGGAAUUCAUGCGGAAAUUGGACAGAAUGGUCAACAUGUGAUAGAACAUGCAAUGUCGGAGUGAGAAUGAGACAUUUCGUUUCUCAUGUAUCUGGUAUUAGUGGAGAUGAUAUUGAUGAAUGUAUAGAACAAUACAAUGACAUAGAAACAGAAGCAUGUUUGGACUUACCUCUAUGUGAUACAGGAGAUUGUGAUGAUUGGGAAACAUGGAUUGACUGUAAAGAAGAAGAUACUUGCCAUAAAUCAAGUAAAAGAAUUCUUACAAGAAAAGCAGAAUUGUUGAAUAAUAAAAAAAAGAAUACAUCGGAAUUUUGUAAUGAUUUUAAACUAUUUAGAGAGGAAGAAUGCUCUGAAUCGAAUAAGCCUUGCAAUGAUGCUCUAUGUAAUGAGUGGGAAGAAUGGGGAGAUUGUUCAGCUACUUGUGGAACGUCAUUCAAGAUAAGGAAAAGAAAAGAGCCUUUGGAGUUAAUACCACCAUCAAAAGAUAUAAAUGGAAAUAUGGGUUUAACCUGUGAACAACAAAAUAUAAAAAUAGAAGAAAGAGAGGCUUGUGAUACUUCAGUUUGUUCAUCCAUUAUAAAUGAUACACCUAAUGGUACACAUCCAAAUGAAGGUGAAAAUAAAGACGACUCAAAUAAAAAAAAAGGUUUCGGAACAGGUGAAAAAGUUUCCUUAGCUGCAGGUGUAAUUGGAUUAAUAGCUUUAGCAACAGGAGGUUUAAUAUAUGGCUAUAAUACUUUUAAUGGCGGAGAAAUUCCAGACAACUCCAAUAUGGAAUUUGAAAAUGUUGAAAAUAAUGUAGGUGAAGUUGAUGAAACAAAUGAAGACUUUGAAGUAAUUGACGCAAAUGAUCCUAUGUGGAAUUAA
Plasmodium gallinaceum is the source of this 5652-nucleotide messenger RNA. RefSeq names its product circumsporozoite-and TRAP-related protein, putative (gene CTRP). NCBI's taxonomy places the organism in Eukaryota, Apicomplexa, Aconoidasida, Haemosporida, Plasmodiidae. The coding region runs from base 1 to 5652 and encodes 1883 amino acids. The record is from RefSeq and is a predicted model, not a curated record. The transcript has a single exon.